UGGUGUGGUGUUGUCGGGAGGAGGAGGCCGGGGCUGGAGUGACGCUCGGGAACCGGCGGUCGUGUUGCUGUCCGUGUCUCUGUCGGCGACCUGGGCAAGUCGCAGGGCUUCCACACCACUGCAGCGGGCCGUCACAGGUUAACUCGGCGGGGCCGACGCCCCUCUCCCCAACGCAAGGCCCCGGCCCCAGCCCCCAGCCCCAAGGCCUCGGCCUGUAGGCCCCGGGUGGAGGGGGGACGCCUUCACCUUCAUCCCCAGCGGAGGCUGCGGCGGCAUCGCUCCGGGGGGAGGGCCCCCGGGGGGCCGGCACACAGAAGCCACCAUGUCGGAGCUGAAGUCGGCAUCGGACACCUACAAGGGCUGGCUCUUCAAAUGGACCAACUACAUCAAGGGCUACCAGCGGCGGUGGUUCGUGCUGAGCAACGGGCUGCUCAGUUACUACAGGACCCAGGCAGAGAUGGGGCACACGUGCCGUGGGACGAUCAACCUCGCCACGGCCAACAUCACAGUGGAGGACUCGUGCAAUUUCAUCAUCUCCAAUGGGGGAGCCCAGACUUACCACCUAAAGGCCAGCUCGGAGGUUGAGAGGCAACGCUGGAUCACAGCCCUGGAGUUGGCCAAGGCCAAGGCUGUCAAGAUGCAAGCUGAAUCAGAUGACUCUGCCGAUGAGGAGCCGGCCUCUCAGACGGAUAAGACAGAAGUGCAGAACACGUUGAGGACCCUCACUAGCAAGGUGGAGGAUCUAUCGACGUGCAACGACCUCAUUGCGAAGCACGGCACGGCCUUACAGCGUUCGCUCAGCGAGCUGGAGAACCUCAAGCUGCCUCCGGAGAGCUCUGAGAAAAUCAAGCAAGUCAACGAGCGAGCUACGCUCUUCCGAAUCACCUCCAACGCCAUGAUCAAUGCAUGCCGGGACUUCCUGCUCCUGGCUCAGACUCACAGUAAGAAAUGGCAGAAAGCGCUGCAGCAUGAGCGGGAGCAGCGGAUCCGGCUGGAGGAGACCCUUGAACAGCUGGCCAAGCAGCACAACAACCUGGAGCGAGCGUUCCGCGGCGCUACGGUCCUGCCACCCUGCAGUACGCUCAGUGUCGGCUCUGUCAAAGGGAGCACCAGUAGCCGGGAUCUGAGUGACGAGGAUGACGAGAAUGAAUUCUUUGACGCAAUGGAGGAUGUGGCGGAGUUUAUCACUGUCCAGGCGGACUCGCGGUACCACAGGCGGACGGGUAGCAAUAUCAGUGGAGCCAGCAGUGAGGGAACAUUCGAGGAUCAAUUGUUAGAUGAGCAGAUGUCCAGCAGCAACACUAGCUCCAGCACCAGCACCAUUGAACUGGUGAGCAAAGAGCCAGCGACCAAGCGGAACCGGAGGACCAGCAUCCCUGACAAGCCCAACUACAGCCUCAACCUCUGGAGCAUCAUGAAGAACUGCAUCGGCAAGGAGCUAUCCAAAAUUCCCAUGCCCGUUAACUUCAACGAACCCCUGUCGAUGCUGCAGCGACUAACGGAGGACCUGGAGUAUCACGAGCUCCUGGAUAAAGCCUCCAAGUGCGAGAAUGCCUUAGAGCAGCUGUGCUACGUGGCUGCCUUCACUGUGUCCUCAUACUCCACCACCGUCUUCCGAACGGGAAAGCCUUUCAACCCUUUGCUUGGGGAGACCUUCGAAUUGGACCGGCUGGAAGACGAAGGCUUCAGGUCGAUCUGCGAACAGGUCAGUCACCAUCCUCCGGCUGCUGCACAUCAUGUAGAUUCCAAGUAUGGCUGGACGUUGAGGCAAGAGAUAGCUAUCGCUAGCAAAUUCAGGGGAAAGUAUCUCUCCAUCAUGCCCCUGGGCACCAUCCAUUGCGCCUUCCAUCAAAGUGGCAACCAUUACACGUGGAAGAAAGUCACCACCACUGUGCACAACAUCAUAGUGGGCAAGUUGUGGAUCGACCAGAGUGGGGAAGUUGACAUCAUCAACAGGAAGACAAGGGACAAGUGCCACUUGAAGUUCGCACCUUACAGCUAUUUCUCUCGGGAUGUGGCAAGGAAGGUCACUGGCGUUGUAACAGACAGCAUGGGGAAAGCUCACUUCAUUCUUUCUGGGACGUGGGACGAAAAGAUGGAAUACUCGCGGGUCCUGCACAGCAGCAAAGGGGAGAACAGUGCAGAGGGGAGGCAGAAGACUGUGUACGAGACUCUGCGAGGGAAGGAGCUCUGGAGAAGGCACAAAGCACCAGAACGUGCGGAAUCCAUGUACUACUUCUCGGAGCUCGCUCUGACCCUAAAUGAGCUGGAGGAGGGUGUGGCCCCCACCGACAGUCGCUUACGGCCGGACCAGAGGCUGAUGGAGAACGGCAGGUGGGACGAGGCCAACAUGGAGAAGCAGCGACUGGAGGAGAAACAGCGGGCUGUGCGACGCAAGCGAGAGUCGGACAUGAGCAAGAUGUCAGAUGGGCAAACGCACUCCGUGGACUCAUCCUAUCGGCCACUGUGGUUCGAGAAACGGGAGGACCCUUUCACCAAAGAGCUGGUGCAUCUCUACAAGGGUGGAUACUGGGAGGCGAAAGAGAAGCAAGACUGGAACCUGUGCCCGGAUAUCUUCUGAAGUCCAGUGCCUGCUGCUGCCUGGUGCUGGGUUUGUGUGUGUGUGUGUGUGUGUGUGUGUGUGUGUGUGUGUGUGUGCGCGCGUGAGUGGGCGACUGUGCUGGACUCCGGACUUGGACUGAGCGAUCGCUUCUGUCUGUCUGUCAUGGCCCCGAUGCGAGAGAUCCAGCAGGAAGAGCCCGACAACUGAGGCGGGCAGGGCCAUCGGUUGCUCAUCCCUACUUUCUCUUCCAACAGCUCUCACCCCCCCCCCCCCCC
Molecule: messenger RNA, 2838 nt
Organism: Stegostoma tigrinum
Lineage: Eukaryota; Metazoa; Chordata; Chondrichthyes; Orectolobiformes; Stegostomatidae
Product: oxysterol-binding protein 1-like
Exons: 14
Coding region: 323-2581 (752 amino acids)
Cellular component (GO): cytosol; intracellular membrane-bounded organelle; membrane
Molecular function (GO): sterol binding
Source: RefSeq, a predicted model, not a curated record